AUGUUUAUGCAAGAGUACAUAGCACUCGGUCACAUGAGUCCAGUGAAGGACGAUUGCAUCGACCCGACUCAAUGCUAUUACAUACCCCAUCACGCGGUGACAGGUAAUUUUCGUGUGGUAUUCAACGCGUCCUGCAAAACCACAAGUGGAGUGUCAUUGAACGACACUCAGUUUUCGGGACCACAGCUUCAGGACAAUUUGAUUGAAAUUCUUCAUCGGUUUCGACGCUAUCGUAUAGCUAUAACAGCCGAUGUCAAGAAAAUGUUUCGACAGGUUGAGAUCAAUCCCUUGCAUCGUAAAUGGCAACGCAUCUUGUGGCGGGAAUCUCCAGUCGAACCACUACGUAGCUUUGAGUUGGCUACAGUAACGUAUGGAAUGACAAGCAGUCCAUACAAUGCGAUUCGCUCCUUACGUCAAUGUGCUGUAGAUAACUACAACAUUGUGGAGGACGAAAACCGUGCUUCUACAGCAAGAAAGAGUAUCCUGGAUGGAUUUUACGUCGACGACUAUUUUGAAAGUUUCGACUCUCUGGUGGAAGCUGUUAGUUGUGCUCAUGAUGUCGACGCAAUCCUUCGACAAGGUCAGUUCAUUCUUGGCAAAUGGAAUUCGAACUGCGCCAAGGCACUUGAUGCAAUCACCGAUCCAGAGAAAUCAGGAAGCGAUAUUGAAUUAUACGAUUCCAACGCCACUGUGUUAGGUCUACACUGGAAUCCGUUGAGCGACGAGCUCUUUUUUAAGGUGAGCAAUGCAGACUCACAUACACUACCAACAAAGCGUAGUAUUUUAAGUGAUGUUGCAAGGCUGUAUGACCCAAUUGGUAUACUAGCGCCAGUGGUAGUUCUGGCCAAAAUGUUUAUUCAAACCCUAUGGAGGAAGGAUCUUAACUGGGACACUCCACUACCUGCAGAAUUACAAGACCAGUGGCUCGAAUUUCGAAAUGGUCUUCGUGAACUAGCGCGCGUCCGUGUACCGCGUUGGUUCAGCAUGUCUCCUCAUGCAUUUUGUACAUUUCAUGGAUUUUGUGACGCUAGCUCUAAGGCGUAUGCUGCGGUUAUCUAUGUGAAUAGUGUCACACAAGAAAGUAAUUCUAACAUGGCACUUGUUACUGCAAAAACCAAGGUGGCACCUGUGAAAGAGAUUACUAUACCACGCUUGGAACUUUGUGCUGCCCACCUACUGGUAAUCACUCUACGUCAUGUGCAAAAGGCGCUCCGUUUAAACAACGUCCCUUACACACUCUGGAGUGAUUCAACUAUAGUUUUGCAUUGGAUUCGUAAACAACCGUCAGUUUUGAAACAGUUCGUUGGUAAUCGCGUUGCAUACAUCCAGGCCCACACCAAGGUAGAAUGUUGGCGACACAUUCGCUUCGAGUACAAUCCGGCCGAUUGUGCGAGUUGA
Molecule: messenger RNA, 1398 nt
Organism: Zeugodacus cucurbitae (melon fly)
Lineage: Eukaryota; Metazoa; Arthropoda; Insecta; Diptera; Tephritidae
Exons: 1
Coding region: 1-1398 (465 amino acids)
Source: RefSeq, a predicted model, not a curated record